Molecule: messenger RNA, 3815 nt
Organism: Fonticula alba
Lineage: Eukaryota; Rotosphaerida; Fonticulaceae
Exons: 7
Coding region: 335-3742 (1135 amino acids)
Biological process (GO): protein import into nucleus
Cellular component (GO): nuclear membrane; cytoplasm
Molecular function (GO): small GTPase binding
Source: RefSeq, a predicted model, not a curated record
CUCUCUCUCUCUCUCUGCCUCUCGCCCGCCUCCUGCGCCCGCCAGCCCGUCGUGCGCACGCCCCUCCCUCCUCUGCCAGCCCCCCGCGCCGGCCUGCCCAAUCGUGCGCGCCCACCUUGCCGGGUCCCUCUCAGCCAGGACUCGGGGUAGCUCUUCUGCCGCUCGGUCCGGCCCCGAAGCCGUCCUCCCGCCUCGCCUGUCGCCCCCCCCGCCGGCGUCGCCCCCCCUCGGGCUGGACUUCGGCUGCGCCACCCCCCGGCUAUCGGAUACCGACGGUUGCGACAUCGACCUCGAGGAGGAGCCCCACCCGGUUGAACUCCACCUCGGCAGCGCCAUGGACUCGUCGACCGAAGACGCGGUCGCCCGGUCGAUGGACCUCGUCUUCGAGGCCAUCGCCACUCUGCAUUCGGUGGGCUCCGGGUCGAAGGUCACCUCGGCCGACCGGCGCGCGGCUGACCGCUGGCUAAAUGCCUUCCAGUAUGAGCCGGUGGCCUGGGUGGUUGCCGACCGCCUGCUGCAGGCCGAGGGGGCCUCCACCGAGGUCCGGUACUAUGGGGCCCAGACGCUUGUCCGCAAGAUUUGCUCAAGCCUCCAUGAGCUGGGCCCCGAGUCUCGUGCCCAGCUUCGAAGCUCCCUGACCAACCACCUGCUGUCGGUUUCCUUCGGCCCCACAAUCCUCCGGACGCGCCUCUGCAUCGGCAUGGCCAGCCUGAUGCUCCAGUCAACCGAGUGGCCAGACCCGGUGGCGGCCCUGUCGCACACGUUCUUCGGACAGACUGGCGUCCAGUCGGCCCUCGGGGUCCUGCAAAACGCCGCGGCACACACGCUCGAGGACGUGCACAAGGCCCAUGUGGCCGUGUGCCUGUGGCUGGAGCUGCUCAGCAUCCUGCCGGAGGAAUUGGACAACCGGCAGAUCCCGGUGGACCCGUCUCGGCGGCGGGCCUUCGCCGAAAACUACCUGGCCGGGGAGAUCCCCAACCUGCUGGGGCUUUGCUCGGCCCUGGUGCAGGAGUGUGCCCAGGCGCCGGCCGGGCAGGCGGCCCCGACGCCCGAGGCGGUCACUCGGUCCAAGAUGGCCCUCCAGUGUCUGUCGCAGUGGAUCCACUCGUCGCUGCUGUCCCUGCCGCAGAUCAUGGACCUGAAGUUGAUUGAGUUCGCGUUCAAUAUCCUCCACCAGGAGCCCCUCUUCGACGUGUGUGUCGCCAUGAUCUGCGACUUCUUCAGCCUGGUCGGCGACCCGGACCUGGAGGAGCUCACCUGGGAGUACCAUGCGCAGCUGCUGGCGGUCUUCUAUCCGCUGGUCCUGCAGCUGGGCCCGCGGGCUGGUCAGGCCUUGGGUCUGCCAACCGGCUACCGGCCCGAGGUCCCGAUCCCGGCGCUGCUCGAGGCGGCCGAUCCCCAGGCGGCCGACGGCUUCUGCCGGAUUGUGUCGAGUUUCAUGGAGCUCGCCAUCAAGUAUCCCAAGCACGAGCAGUUCACCCCCCUGGCCGGCAUGUACUUUGGAUUCCUGCUGACCGACGAGCCGGACAUCACCCUGCGCGCCAGUGACUUCUGGAUUGACGUGGUGGCGGCGGAUCCGGCCACGCAGGCCCUUCCCCUGCUGUCCACGUGCCUGCUGCAUUUCCAGUACCCGGCCGAUGGGGACAUGGGGUCCGACCCGUGGAGCACCUCGCGGCAGGAGGAAUUCAGCGAGUACCGGCACCGGGUAGCUCAGAUCCUCCAGUCGCUGGACCAGGAGGUGGAGCUGUUCGACCAAUGUGUCGGGCACUUGGCGGGUCUGCUGGCGGCGACGGGGCCCGGGGCCGGGGCCGGCCUCGCACCCGGCCCUGGCCCCGCGGCCACCUGGCAGCAGGUGGAGGCGGUUCUUUUCGCCCUGCGAGUGCUUCCCCUGUCGGCGACGGCGGCCCGGGGCCCGGGGCUGGUGCACCUGUUCCAGCUGCUGUUGCUGCAGCCGAGCGACAGCCCGGCCGGGGCGCUGCUUGACCACCCAAACAUCCGGUAUACCGUGCAGCUGGUCCUCAGCGCGGUGGUGCCGCGGCUCUGGGGCGAGGCCCCGAGCUCGAGCAACGAGGCGAUCCUCAACCGGACGCUGGACUACCUGAUGCACAGCCUGCGGGCCUCGGCCGCCGGGGGGACCUUCCAGCACCCGGCCAUGACCCCGGGGCAGGUGCUGGCCUCGGCCACCAGCUCCCUGGUGAAGCUGUCCCCCGGGCCGACGGCCUACUUCCUGUCCAGCAUGCUGCCUUUCGUCGAAACCGGCGAGCUGGAUCGUGUUCAGUUCAGCAGCCCCAUGCAGUAUCUGGAGUUCCUCCAGGCCACCGCCAUCGUGGUGGCUCGGCACACGGACGCAGGUCAGAUCCCGGAGCUGGUACGACGCCUGUGCGCGCCGACCCUCCGGAGACUGGAGACCGCCGUGCGUGAAUCCCCCUCACUGGACCAAGCGUCCCGGGAGCUGGUCACGCAGUUCGACCGACUGGCAGUCAUUUUCGAGGAGCUCCACCAGCCGCUGGGCCUGGCCGCCGGGGAUCUGCACAUGGGGGCCGACAUGCUGGCGGACCCGGCCAUCCGACGGGCGGUCUUCCAGCUGCUGGCCGGCGUGACGGAUCCGGCGGUGCUGGCGGCGGCCGGCGGGCUGGCCUCGGUGGCCGAGCUCUGCCGGCACCUGUUCACCGAGGGCACCCUGGCCAGCGCGGCCGGGCAUCCACUGAUCCCGGCCCUGAAUGACGUGUGGCCCGUGGUGGAGGCGGUCCUGCAGUCGCACCGGGCCGGCGCGCCGCCGACGACGACGACCGGCAGCGGCUCCGGCCCGGCCGACCCGGCGGCCGGCACCAGCAGCGAUGUCAUUGAGCUCAUCUGUCGGAUGCUCCGGUCGGCCAUUGUCUCCUGCGGUGGAGGGGGCUUCGCGCCGGUCUUCCCCCGGGCCCUGUACCUGUUGUACUCCGGCUUCCAGGCGACCACGCACUCGUCCUUCCUGUAUGCCAUCAAGCAGCUGGCCCGGGUGUAUGCCACGCACCAUGCGGCCCGGGCCCUGCUCUUUGAGGGGUUCUCCCAUGCCACGCACCUGGUCAUGGGGGCCUUCUCCGGGCCGCUGGCCUUCGCGGCCGACGGGUCGACCGACCAGCGCCCGGCCGCCGCGGCCGGCCUCCUGGCCGACACGCUGGUGGAGGACUUCUUCGACCUGGCCGGCGUCAUGUCGCGCUACCUGCCGGACUUGAUGCCGCAAACCCUGGCCCAGCUGCUGCCAGCGGCGCUGGUCGCCCUGCGGCGGUAUCACAACUGCAGCUCCGCCAUCAAGGGGGUCCUCUAUUUUGUGGCCUGCGUCUUGAGCUCGGCCCAUGGGGCCACCUCCGGGUCCGAGGCUGGCAUCGAGCUCCGGCGCCUGCUCCGGGACCCGGCCCCGCCGGGGUCGGUGCCGGCUGGCCCGGCCCUGGCCCGGCCCCCCGGCCACCCGGCCGCCCCCCUGGGCGCCGAGGCCGUCAUCUGCAUGCUGGAGGGUGUUUGCCGGACUUUCCCCCGGCGGACCGGCAACCGCGAGGUUGUGGACAUCAUGGAGUACCUGCUGCAAUUGUUUGGCCCGCAGGAGCUUGUCAGUUGGGUGGCUACAUUUGUCGAGGGCCUGCCGCCCGGGGCGGUCACUGGCGAGGAGGCAGCCAUCUUCCUGGGCACCCUGGGCUCCGGCGCCCCAUCCAUCAAGGCCCCGCUGGUGGAUUUCAUCAAGCUGGUCCGCAUGCGGACCACAUAGUCGGCCAACGUGCCGCGGCAUGUGCCAGCUCGCCCUCCUCCUUCCACACAGCCCGGGGUGGGGGGGGGGGGGG